Molecule: messenger RNA, 1666 nt
Organism: Cuscuta europaea
Lineage: Eukaryota; Viridiplantae; Streptophyta; Magnoliopsida; Solanales; Convolvulaceae
Source: the annotation of a GenBank genome assembly
CAAACAACGUCUCCCAGAAGAUGUUGAACGGCAACUUAGCCAGUUGUUGCCCCCACCAAGAGAAUACUAUGCCGGAUUCAUUCGGCAUCCUAUGAGGCACAGACCGGGGCACGUGCUAGUGCAUCUCGAUGCCCUGACUGCUGGACUUCGGUUCCCUCUCCACUCAUUCAUAGUGAAGUUCUUACGCCGGGUUGCUGUACUGCCCGCUCAGUUCGUGCCCAGCACCUACCGGAUUCUGACAGGCUUCAUUAUCCGGUGCCACGAGUUGAGGAUCACCCCGAGCGUCGAUCUAUUUCUUUAUCAUUACUGCUAUCAGCCGUACUGGACGACCGGGUACUUGAAGCUGGUAGCCCGUUCUGACCGUCAGCUGUUCACAGAGAACGUUACCCCGCAGGCUGACUGGGAAGAGCGGUUUUUGUUCGUUCGAGUAGGUGAUUCUUUGCCAUUCCCGGACCGGUGGAACGCAUAUCCCGUCCGGGAUUCCCUGCCCAGGGUGGAUGCCGUUCUACGCUCCCAGGCUGAGUCUCUGCGAAUGGGAGGGACCAGAAGUCUUCGCAGCUUUGUCACUGCCUCGAGCAUGUUAUCUGCUGGAAUUGGUAAGCAUAGUAGGGUUUUAACCCGAUCAUCCUUCGCUCUCGCAAUUCAACUUUCUUAUUUUUUAUUUCUCUUUCUUGUAGGUGUGAUCUCUCCCAUACCCGUCCGGCGUUCCAUCUCUUCUGCUAAAGGGAAAGAGAAGAUGAUAGCCGAUCGUGAUUCGGCGGGGCAAACCCGAAAAAAGCGCAAAGGAAAUGAUGGCGAUCAUCUGAUCCCGAUCGACCAUGUGGUUGACUUGACCGGGCCGGAGGUUGAGCCCAAAGGUUCAGUACCUGCCAACAGACCAACUCCGGUUCUUACUGCCACACCGAUCGAUGAUCGGAUGUUUGUUGAGUUCUCAAAUAUGGGGCCCAGAUCGGAAGGGAGGUAUCUGUUCGGGUUGAUGCCAUCUUCUAUGUGGUGUCAUACCGCGAUCAAAGUUCCCCCGAGCUUCACUAACUUGACUCACUGGUCGGACCUUUUUGAAGCAGGUCACCAGGAAGCACUUAAGGCUGGCGUGUAUUAUCACAAAGCCUUUCUUGCCGCGGAGAAGGAGAUGAAAGCCCUGGCCAGUGAUCGGGAUGACAUCCAGGUCCUCCUCUCCGCCGCUCGGAAGUUAGCGACCGACCUCCAAGAGCAGGCCAAAGAGGGUGAGAAGGCAAAAGCUGCUUUGGCCGAGAUGCAGGAGAUGACCCGUCGUCGCGAUCGGGAGCUCAAAGAACUCCGGGCCAAGGUGCGGGCUGCUGAAUCUGCUGGCAUUAAAUUUGAUAAGGCUGUCGGAGAUCAUCUGCCCGAACCCUACACGGUCAAUACCUCUCAGAUUGCUCAGCAAUCGGUAGUGGAUUUCCAACGGGGCAAGGCGCUGAACCUCGCUCCGGAGAAUACGGCCCGGCAAUUCCUAGGUCCUCACCUUGGCCAAUUUUUGCGUGAGAGCUCAGAUCCCAUCAAGGCAGGGAUCGACCUCCUGGAUAGCACGCCGGAAGAGAAAUCUUUCUUGGAUGUCCUGACCGAGAAAACUGUUAAGCAAAGUCAGGACCUGCUUCUGGAUAGGAAUCUUGAACUGAUCUUAGAGCGUUUCCCCAAGCCGUUCGAU